Molecule: messenger RNA, 1344 nt
Organism: Trichoderma breve
Lineage: Eukaryota; Fungi; Ascomycota; Sordariomycetes; Hypocreales; Hypocreaceae
Exons: 1
Coding region: 1-1344 (447 amino acids)
Source: RefSeq, a predicted model, not a curated record
AUGAUGACUUCGUCAUUCCCGUUGAUGUCGUUCCCCGAAGAGAUUAUCGAAAACAUAUGCCGACAACUGGCCAACUAUCCACGAUCACGCUAUAGCCCAAAGCCUCUGUCUAACCUCUGCCAAGCAUCAAAGACUCUCUAUCGCAUCGGCACACCUGUACUUUAUUCUUGCUUCGAUUCCAGCGAGCGCUUCAAGAAACUUUCCGAUUUCCUUCGAACCAUUGCCCUGCGCCCUGAACUUGGCGCGCUGGUACAGGACUUAUAUCUUAACGCGUUUUACUGGACCGAAUUCGACAAGAGUCACACCGAAGCCUUUGAGCUUGCGACAAAAAGGCUGGGCGUAAGUCUCGAUGGCUGGAUGGAAAACAACCCGUGGGAGGCCAUAUCGCAGCUCGUCAUCGCCUACACGCCGAAUGUGAGGUCCAUGGAAGUCAUAGCGCACGAGGUUUACUGUGAUGAGGGCGUUGGGGCUUUCACACUGCUUGAGCAAAUGGCCGCUCAGGUUCCUAGACAAGUCUCACUACCGCAUCUGCGUCGACUCCGCGUGGGCCAUGACGACUGCCGGCAGAUAUCUCUCGGAUACUUUGGGGGGAUUCUUGAGCUUGCACCUGGUGUAACAGAGAUUACGGGCGACCCAAUCUAUGGCUUCCAUUGCAACGAGAAGAAUGUGAAUGAUCGUAUAAUUCUCGACAAUGUAACCCGUUUAUAUCUCAAGGGUGGUCACAUAUCCAGGAGGCAACUAAAUGAGAUAGUCUCGCGCUGCCAAGCCCUGGAGUACUUCAAGUACACAUAUCACUCUAUCUACGCAGGCCUUGGCGAAGAUUGUGUGACUCCAAGAGAAAUCAUCGAUAUGCUGAGGGAGCACAACCACAACGACACUCUCCGCUCAGUCUACAUUGAUCUAGGAUUUCGGGAAAGAGCGGCCACCGACACCUUGUCCUUUUCUGGCUUAUGCAGUGAUGGUGACCAAAUCCUGUCUCUCAAAGAUUUCACACGACUCAAGAAUUUCCAUGUCGAUGGCAGCUCAGUCCUAUUUCCAGCUGUCCAGGCGCCAGACUACCGCACCGAUAUCCUGAUCAACAUGUUACCUGGUUCUAUACGUCGCUUUCAACUUACCAACACGCAAGGAGAAUCUGUCGCAAAUAUGAUGACUUUGGCAACAUCGCUUACUGACUUCCCGCUCCUUAAAGAGAUAUUUUUGACGGGAAAUAGCACAAACGGGCCACUGGGCGAUGUGGAAGUGGAGUUGGAUGAAUCGGAGAUGAGCCUGCUGCGCAAAGUUCUAGAUGAUAAUGGGAUACGACUCGAAGAUGCGUGGAGCGACGAUGAGUCUGAUGAACUAUGA